UUAAUUCUUGAAGCCAAGGAAAUGAAGCAAAACCUUUACUCCCAUAAUUGUCUUAUUCUGUUCACCUCAUCAUAUUUCAGGAUCCAUCUAUUCUUGUUGUAAAUAAACCGCCUGGGAUGGCUGUUCAGGGUGGUGUAGGCAUAAAAAGAAGUUUAGAUGAAUUGGCUGCAAAAUAUAUGAGAUAUGGCUAUCCAGAGNAUCAUAUUUGUCUCUUUCGAGCAUUAUUCUCAUAUUUGUGCAUAAUUUGUUGUCGCCAAGCUGGUUUCUAUUGUCUCUUUCGAGCAUAAAUCUCAUAUUUGUGUGUAUGUUGUUGUGGCCAAGCUUAUUUCUAGGUACACAGACUAGAUAGAGAUUGUAGUGGGAUAUUGGUGAUGGGAAGAACCCAAUUGAGUGCGACGGUUUUGCAUGCCAUCUUCCGGGAGAAGACGUUUGAAGCAUCUAGUGAUGAUGCUGAGCGUACAAAAAGAAAUUUACAAAAGAAGUAUUGGGCUCUUGUAAUUGGUUGUCCUAGACGUGCCGGAGGAAUAAUUUCAGUGCCUCUGGGAAAGGUGAUGGUGGAUAAUGGGAAAUCUGACCGUAUUACCAUAAUGGAUGAUGGCCGUGCACAAUCAGCACAAUGUGCUGUGACAGAGUAUCGAGUCAUUGAAACUUCUGAUAAGGGAUUUACAUGGUUAGAGCUAUCUCCUCUUACUGGCAGAAAGCACCAGCUGCGGGUUCACUGGGCUGAAGUACUGGGAACGCCGAUACUUGGGGAUUAUAGAUACGGGUGGCAAGCUCAUAGGAAUUUGAAUAAGCAAUAUCUUCUCGAGCAAAAGUGGGGCCCUCUUGGCUUCAAUAUGAGGAAUGGCAGCGUGUCUGAUAGGCAGCAGCCUCCUCAUCUUCAUCUGCACUGCAGAGAGAUGGUUUUGCCCAACAUAUCUCAGGCCUUGCAACAACAUGCUUCAGAUGACACUUUCUCAAAGGUCGAAAACAUAAAGCUCUUUGCUCCUCUCCCGCCCCACAUGCAGCGGAGUUGGGAUCAUUUGAAUUCUUAGCUGCCAUUUUGUUUAGAUUCACGAUAGUCGGUCUGUCUAAGCAUCUUAACUUUACUGCAUUACAUCGCAUGAAAAACACACAUAACAAUGAGAACCCAACUGCAUUGUCAUAUUCAAUGCUUUGAUUAAGAAUGUUGAUUUUGAACUUCGAAUAUUCCUUAAAUAAAACCAGGAGCUCCUA
Molecule: messenger RNA, 1215 nt
Organism: Cuscuta campestris
Lineage: Eukaryota; Viridiplantae; Streptophyta; Magnoliopsida; Solanales; Convolvulaceae
Source: the annotation of a GenBank genome assembly